Penaeus monodon (black tiger shrimp) is the source of this 1538-nucleotide messenger RNA. RefSeq names its product transcription and mRNA export factor ENY2-like. Gene Ontology annotation, molecular function: chromatin binding; transcription coactivator activity. The record is from RefSeq and is a predicted model, not a curated record. Gene Ontology annotation, biological process: regulation of transcription by RNA polymerase II; poly(A)+ mRNA export from nucleus; positive regulation of DNA-templated transcription. Lineage: Eukaryota; Metazoa; Arthropoda; Malacostraca; Decapoda; Penaeidae. The transcript is spliced from 3 exons. Gene Ontology annotation, cellular component: nuclear pore; DUBm complex; SAGA complex. The coding region runs from base 123 to 413 and encodes 96 amino acids.
UAACGACCCCGUAAACGACCCAAAACAAACCUUCAGGAGGAGACACUCAGGCAACAGUACCCGGGGCGCCUCUUGUGACUCGACGCUUCCUUGCACUUUUUUUCCGCAAUUUGGGAGGAAUUAUGGCAGAUCGGAGCACGCAGAUGAAGAAUUCUAUUAAUCAGAAGUUGGUGGAGACUGGAGAAAAGGAGAGACUGAAGGACAUGUUGAGACAGAGACUAACAGAGUGUGGUUGGAGGGAUGAACUCAAGGAACAUGCCAAGGAUAUUGUGCGAGAACGAGGGCUGCAGCAAGUAACUGUAGAUGACUUAGUAAAGGAGAUCACUCCACAGGGAAGAGAUUUGGUUCCUGACACAGUGAAGCGGGAACUUCUAGCAGAAAUAAAGAAAUUCCUUGCAGCACAAUCUCUAUAACUAUUUUUUGUGAUUUAGUUAGUGAAGUUAAAUCUACAGAAAAACUGUAUUUGCAAAUUGAUCUGUUGCAAGAAACAUUAGAUUAGCAUUUGUUUGCAUUGUGUUAUUUUCAAGUGAAACAAUAUAUAUUGCGAGGUUUGACAUUUUGUCAUGUAACACAUAAUUAUCCAAACAUAUAGCAUAAUUUUUCAUAGAUGUGUAAUUUUUAAUGAAAAUAAAAUUGUAUUACUAAGUUACAAUAUACAUUUUGUUAGGAUAUGUUUCACAAAUUUCUGCAAGAUGUAGGAGCAGUAAAACAACAGAGGGUAUUUUUUUUUUCCUUUUCUUUUUAAUGGAUAAAUUAAGUGGUAUUAGUGUACUAGAGUUACGGAUCAAAAAAACCAUCAGCCGUAACAUUUAUUUAUUGGAGAAAAGUUUCGACCUGCAAUAGUCAAUAAAAUAUAACAAAGGAACUUUUAAUGGAUAUUAUUCCAAGUAUUAUAUGGAACUUAACAUCAAAUAAAAUAAAUAUACAAUUAUAGUAAGUUGACGUAAAAUGAGCAUAGCCACAUGACUAUAUAAAUCACUAGAAACUGAAAGUUAAGCACAGUAAACAUUUCCACAUUGCAAUAAUAAGCCAACAUAACAUUUGCCUUUAUAAAAUCUUGAUAUUCAAAGAUCAUAGAAAUUUAUCACACAAAAUAUGGGUUGUACAUAAUAUGCCAAAAUAGAACAUUAGCCUAAUCUACAGAAACCUUGCAUCCUAAAUAAUAUCACAAUUGAUAAGUUCCUUGAUCACAUUAUUGCAUUUAGAAUUUCAAACACUCAGAAAACAAACCAAAAUACUGCUUGGAAUGGUAAUGAAAGCACUGAACUCGAGAUUCAUAAUUGCUCCUAACAACACUGUUAAUAACAUGUAUUACUUUUUAAAAAUUACACUCACUUCAAUGGCUCCACUGCCUUUGAUCCUUGAUCCUAAUAGUCCAGUACAUGUCAUAUCACCACUGGUACACUGGCCCUGUAAGCUGAAUGUAUACAAUAUUCUAGGAGGGCACAACAUAAACACUUGACGAUGUAAAUUACAUUGCUCUUAUUUUAUGAAUUAUGUCAAAAUUAGAUUUCCAAAUUAAAUACUUGAUAAUCCAA